AUGUCAAAUCUUCAAGCUUCGAACCUCUUCUCGGUCCAGGGCCGCGUCGUGGUCAUCACUGGCGGAGGCAGCGGUCUGGGCCGUAUCAUGGCCAAAGCCCUCGCUAUCAACGGUGUCUCGAAGAUUUUUGUUCUGGGUCGCCGAGAGGAUGCGCUCCGUGAGACAGCUGCCCAGGCAGCAGACGGUGUCAUCGUCCCAGUCAAGUGCGACAUCACAUCAAACGAGUCCCUGGUAUCGGCAUACGAGACUGUUGCAGCACAGACGAACCAUGUCGAUAUCCUCUUUGCCAAUGGCGGUAUCCUGGGUCCGCUCAUGCGCUCGCCUCCGCCCAAGGCUGACGGCACUCCGCCAUCUCUGUCAGAACUGCGCGACGAGCUGUUCAACAUCCCCAUGGAGGAAUUCACGAACGUCCUAAAUGUCAACGUGACCGGCUCAUACUAUACUGUUCUGGCCUUCCUGCCGCUACUCGAGGCAGCCAACAAGAAGCGACCCGCGCCACAGGUGGGCGUGCUCACGGCUCCGACCGCGCAGGUCAUAAUCACCAGCUCCAUUGCGAGUUUCAACCGGAAAGUGCCGUUCAGCUAUGCGUACAAUGCGUCCAAAGCUGCGGUCACUCAUCUCGUCAAGAUGCUCUCUACUAAUCUAUCCUCGUAUGAUAUUCGAGUCAAUGGUCUCGCACCGGGACUGUAUGAUUCCGAGAUGGCCAAUAAUGUCUUCGUUGAGAAUGGUACUCAGGGCGGUGGUAUCUCUGAGGGUUCGUUCCCGAGAGAUAUGAUUCCUCUGACUCGAGGUGGGAGUGAGGAGGACUUUGCUGGUUUGGUCAUUUGGUUGGCGAGCAACUCGGGCGGUUACGUUAAUGGUACCAUGCUGCUUACUGACGGUGGUCGGAUCAGCUCAGUCCCGAAUACGUAUUAG
Molecule: messenger RNA, 915 nt
Organism: Penicillium subrubescens
Lineage: Eukaryota; Fungi; Ascomycota; Eurotiomycetes; Eurotiales; Aspergillaceae
Product: SDR family NAD(P)-dependent oxidoreductase
Exons: 2
Coding region: 1-915 (304 amino acids)
Molecular function (GO): oxidoreductase activity
Source: RefSeq, a predicted model, not a curated record